Molecule: messenger RNA, 4281 nt
Organism: Plectropomus leopardus (leopard coralgrouper)
Lineage: Eukaryota; Metazoa; Chordata; Actinopteri; Perciformes; Serranidae
Gene: hspa12a
Product: heat shock protein family A (Hsp70) member 12A
Source: RefSeq, a predicted model, not a curated record
AGAGGGACUCUUGGCCAGGACAGCCGUGAAUUUGGAGGGAGGGGCGGACAGAGCAGCAGCAGUCUGGGCUCCAACAUCCUCUCAGCGAAGGUUCACCACCCCCCCCGCCUAAAAAAAUCUUUUCCAUGUGCUCUCUGACGCCCUUCUCCCAACACAGGAAGCGGCAGGGCGAAGUGAACUGAAGGAGACAUCGAAUUAGCGGCGCGGAGGCUGUUUGUGUUGAAGUUUUUGUCGUUUUUCGGCCCGGUGGGUUUCCCAGUCCGGCAGGAAGAUUGCUUGGUGUAGCUGCAUCGGCGAGAAGGCUCGGGAGGAGGUGAAACUGCGGGAUAUGAUGACUGAGAAAGAGACGGCGGCUGAGAAGAUAAUAUCAGAUGCAAUGGCUAAUCCCUCUCCUGCAAAGAGUAUGGGAGACCCUGGAAUCACCCCGCUGUCUCCCUCACACACUCAGCAGAACGACACAGACCAGGUACCGUCAGGGCCGUCCUUCGUAGUUGUGGUUGCUAUUGACUUUGGCACCACAUCCAGCGGUUAUGCUUAUGCCUUCACGAAGGAGCCAGAGUGUAUUCACACCAUGAGGCGUUGGGAAGGUGGAGACCCUGGUGUGUCCAAUCAGAAGACUCCAACCACCAUCCUGCUGACUCCAGACAGGAAGUUCCACAGUUUUGGCUACGCGGCACGUGACUUCUACCAUGACCUGGACCCCAGCGAGUCCAAACACUGGCUCUAUUUAGAAAAAUUCAAAAUGAAGCUCCACACCACUGCAAAUCUGUCCAUCGACACAGACCUCCACGCAGCCAAUGGGAAACGAGUGAAAGCUCUGGACAUCUUUGCAUAUGCAUUGGCCUUCUUUAAGGAGCAGGCACUGAAGGAGCUGAGUGAUCAGACAGGUGGUGAGUUCGACAACAAUGAUGUGAGAUGGGUGAUCACUGUCCCUGCCAUCUGGAAAAUGCCUGCUAAGCAGUUCAUGAGAGAGGCUGCUUAUAAGUCUGGUCUGGUGUCCCGUGAAAACCCAGAUCAGCUGAUCAUCGCCUUAGAACCUGAGGCAGCAUCAAUCUAUUGCCGGAAGCUCCGCCUCCACCAGAUGGUGGACCUGGGCACCCAGACCAUCCAGAAUGGCUGCAGCCCCACUGACAACAUGGGCAGCGCAAUGACCCAAGCAAAGGAGCAUGUGCGGCGCAACCGGCAGAGCCGCACCUUUUUGGUGGAAAAUGUCAUAGGGGAGCUUUGGUCGGAGCUGGAAGAAGGUGACCGUUACGUGGUGGUGGAUUGCGGUGGAGGAACAGUGGACCUGACUGUCCAUCAGAUCCGUCUUCCAGAGGGACAUCUAAAGGAGCUCUAUAAGGCCUCAGGUGGUCCCUACGGCUCUAUCGGGAUUGACUAUGAAUUUGAGAAGCUGCUGUGUAAGAUCUUUGGCCAGGAUUUCAUUGACCAGUUUAAGGUGAAGAGGCCAGCCGCCUGGGUGGACCUGAUGAUUGCGUUCGAGUCUCGAAAGAGGGCCGCAGCCCCUGACAGAACCAACCCCCUCAAUAUCAACCUGCCCUUCUCCUUCAUUGAUUACUACAAGAAGUUCAGGGGCCACAGUGUGGAGCACGCCCUGCGCAAAAGCAAUGUGGAUUUUGUGAAGUGGUCGUCUCAGGGGAUGCUGAGGAUGAGUCCAGAUGCUAUGAAUUCCCUCUUCAAGCCCACCAUUGACCACAUCAUCCAACAUCUCACUGAGCUGUUUGAGAAGCCCGAGGUCAGCGACAUUAAGUUCCUGUUCUUAGUUGGAGGUUUUGCUGAGUCUCCCCUGCUGCAGCAAGCUGUCCAGGACAUGCUCCAGGGCCGCAGCCGCAUCAUCAUACCGCAUGACGUCGGACUCACCAUUCUGAAAGGUGCAGUGCUGUUCGGCCUGGACCCCAGCAUCAUUAAAGUCCGCCGCUCCCCCCUCACAUACGGGGUGGGCGUCCUCAAUCGCUUCGUGGAGGGCAAGCACCCGCCGGAGAAGCUGCUGGUGAAGGACGGCACCCGCUGGUGCACUGAUGUCUUUGACACCUUCAUUGCGGCCGACCAGUCCGUGGCUCUGGGCGAGAUGGUGAAGCGGAGCUACACGCCAGCCAAGCCCUCGCAGCAGGUCAUCGUCAUCCACGUGUACUGCUCUGAGAAGGAGAAAGUGGGAUUCAUCAGCGAGUCUGGCGUCAGGAAGUGCGGGACACUUCGCUUGGAUGUGAGUGGAACGGAAAGCACGGCACCACGCCGUGAGAUCCAGACGCUCAUGCAGUUUGGUGACACAGAGAUCCGGGCCAUGGCGGUGGAUGUGUCCACUGGACGCACCGUUAAAGCUAGCAUUGACUUCCUGAGCCAUUAAGAAGGGAACGAGAGAGUUAAAAAUUGUUGGAGCCAUAAAAAUGGAAACAUACACCUUAAACACACACACACACAGACACACACACACACACAUACACAAACACUACAAGCUGUGGAUAUUUACUGAAAAGUGGUAAUGCUAAUGAAUCUCUAGGCUCAGUCACUCUCAGUUUCAGUUUUGGCAGUGGACAGUUUGUAUCAAAGUGUAAAGCUUCACCUUAAACCUGGGCUGAUCAGCAUCAGUGUGUUUUCGGUUGGUCACCUCAAUCUGACCCUGCAGUGUGUUUGCUGAGGAGGUCCAUUGUGGUCACAUACUCAUAACAACCCAUACACCCCACGCUGAGGCCGAGGCCGAGGCUGUGUGAGUCAGGUUGAAGAGCUCCUGACAGGAAAGAUAAAGGCUUCCUUACUUCCUCUUCACCAUCACAGGACAGCUUUGCAAAUCUCUCUGUGUGCUCAUACAUCCAUAAUAUCACCAACACCAACAUGCUGGAUCCACAUUCAGAAUGCAUCUUUACAUACUUUAAUUUCUUUCUGUCAGAUUACAGCAUAUCACUGUGUAUCUGUGCACUACAAAUCAUUUUGUGUAUAGGAAGGUCAUUAUAACAAGUUAUUGAGCUUGGAUGUGCUCCAAAAAUUACAUCAGCUCCACUUCAGUCCAGCUCUGGAGGUCAUACAGGUGGUCUUUGCAAGGUUCAACCCUUAAAACAUGGUGAAAACUGUUAAUAUGUGCCAUUGCUGACGGCCAUUUUCCAGACCAAACUAUUUUCUUUUACAUUGAUUUUCCUCAUUCAAGAAAUCAGGGAAAAUUAUUUAUUAUAAAAAAAAAAAUUAGGAAUGCACGAUAUUGGAUUUUUUUGCCUAUAUGCAUACAUGACUGACUGAUAUUGAUAUCAAUAUAUCUGCUUUUUUUUCCCAACCUAAUUUCAGUGAUCAUCAAGUCUCUUCUGUUAAUUAACAUCAUAUUUAGCAUACUCUUAGCAUGAUGGCCCACCAACAGAUGGAGACAUGAAAUACAAUGCUUUUCACUGUAUGUAAUAUUCAUUCAUUGUGCAAAAUAAGAAAAAGCAUGUUGGCUAAUACCGAUAUUAUCAGCAUGUUGGUAAAUAAAACAGUAAAUUAAUAAUAGCAAUCCACUGCAGUCAUUUCAUGGUGGUGCUGCUGUCAGCUGUUAUGCUAAAGGGUUAAUACAUAGUCAGCUUCCAUUUUUAGCUCAAUAAAGAACUUCGAACGAAGUAGUCUAACUGGCUACGUGUGUCUGUUUAAAGCACACCAGCUGUGGAUGAAGAUAAGUCAGAGAUUUGAAAACGUGACGUUUCUGAGAAAAUUAACUCAUGGCUGUUCAACAGAUUAAUAGCUUGCACUGCUUCCCUUGUUGGCAUUACAGACAAUAAGAGAGCCUGCCUUUAAUAUAUGGCUUUUUAGUCUCCAUUCAGGGCCAGGUUUAGUUGGACAACUUUACUGGGCCUACUUAAGAAUGGAUACAUGUUACCAAAUGACAGCCCAUUCUGCAGUACUCUGAAGUACUAAAACAUAAUCAUUGACCCUACCUAGGAAAUCAGUGUAAGAAGUAAUGGCAGGAUUUGGAGUAUCACUGUCAAUAACAGAUUUAACAGAUUUUUAAUCAAUAGGUGAAAUCUUGCAAACCCACCUAUAUGUUCUUCUAAGAACAUCCACAGUUAAAUCUGAAUCCAAGAAUGUGAACCGUGCUGCAAGCUCCAUCUGAAAAGCAAGAAGAGCCAUCAAAUGUGCUUAAAUGUUGCCUUUAUUUGUUUAUGCUUCUGACUAUUAGCCUUGGACAAAAUGCCACUUUGCCCACUUUUAUAUUUUUAUGCAGAUGUGACUCUGCACAGAGGUGCAGCCCAGUUGAGACAAACAAUGAAGUAUGUUUAUUUCUGUAAAUACAGUAUUUAAAUAUUGUACAGAUUUUUAGCAUUG